UCUCGGUGCUGCGCUCCCCAUCCUCGGGCUACCACCGCGGCAGUCCGAAGCGCCCGAGUCCCGCAGAACCUGUCCCCAGUCUGUCGCCACCGCCUGGGCCCGGCCAGGGGACUUCGCCUCCGUCACGAUGGGGCUCCUGCCCAAACCCGGAGCGCGCCAGGGCAGCGGCACCUCCUCGGUCCCAGCCAGACGCUGCUCCCGCUCGGUCUUCAGCAACAUUAAGGUAUUCGUGCUCUGCCAUGGCCUCCUACAGCUCUGCCAGCUACUCUACAGUGCCUACUUCAAAAGCAGCCUCACGACGAUUGAGAAGCGCUUUGGGCUCUCCAGUUCUUCCUCGGGUCUCAUUUCCAGCUUGAAUGAGAUCAGCAAUGCUACCCUCAUCAUCUUUGUCAGCUACUUUGGCAGCCGGGUGAACCGCCCACGGAUGAUUGGCAUAGGGGGGCUCCUCCUGGCUGCAGGGGCCUUUGUCCUCACCCUCCCACACUUCCUGUCGGAGCCUUAUCAAUACGUCUCGACCACUGCCGGAAACAGCAGCCGCCUUCAGACCGACCUCUGUCAGAAGCAUUUGCCGGACCUGCCCCCGAGUAAGUGCCAUAGCACCGUGGCAGAUACCCAAAAGGAGACCAGCAGCAUGUGGGGCCUGAUGGUGAUUGCUCAGUUGCUGGCCGGCAUCGGGACAGUGCCCAUUCAGCCAUUUGGGAUCUCCUAUGUGGACGACUUUGCAGAGCCCACCAACUCACCUCUGUAUAUCUCCAUCCUGUUUGCUAUCGCAGUGUUUGGACCAGCUUUCGGGUACCUUCUGGGCUCAGUCAUGCUGAGGAUCUUUGUGGACUUCGGCAGAGUGGACACUGCUACAGUGAACUUGAGCCCAGGAGACCCCCGGUGGAUCGGAGCCUGGUGGCUGGGCCUGCUCAUUUCUUCAGGCUUCUUAGUUGUUACUUCUCUGCCUUUUUUUUUCUUCCCUCGAGCAAUGCCCAGAGGAGCAGAGAGGUCUGUUAUCGCAGAUGAAACAAUGAAGAUGGAGGAAGACAAGUCAAGAGGCUCCCUGUUGGAUUUCAUUAAACGGUUCCCCCGCAUCUUCCUGAGGCUGCUGAUGAACCCACUCUUCAUCCUGGUGGUCCUGACUCAGUGUACCUUCUCCUCUGUCAUCGCUGGCCUCUCUACGUUCCUCAACAAAUUCCUGGAGAAGCAGUACGGGGCCUCAGCAGCCUAUGCCAACUUCCUCAUUGGUGCUGUAAACCUUCCUGCUGCAGCCUUGGGGAUGCUGUUUGGAGGAAUCCUCAUGAAACGUUUCGUUUUCUCUCUGCAAACCAUCCCCCGAGUGGCUGCCACCAUCAUGACCAUCUCCAUGAUCCUCUGCGCCCCUCUCUUCUUUAUGGGAUGCUCCACCCCAGCUGUGGCUGAGGUCUACCCCCCCAGCACAUCAAGUUCUAUACAUCCGCAGCCUCCUGCCUGCCGCAGGGAUUGCUUGUGCCCGGAUUCUGUCUUCCACCCAGUCUGCGGAGACAAUGGAGUCGAGUACCUCUCCCCUUGCCACGCGGGCUGCAGCAGCAUCAACAUGAGCUCAGCAGCUUCUAAGCAACCGAUCUAUCUGAACUGCAGCUGUGUGACUGGAGGAGGAUCUACAUCAGCAAAGACAGGGGCGUGCCCUGUGUCCUGUGCACACUUCCUGCUCGAGUCCACCUUCCUCAUCUCCUUCGUGGCGCUCAUCGCCUGCGUCUCCCACAACCCGCUCUACAUGAUGGUUCUUCGCGUGGUGAACCAAGAUGAAAAGUCAUUUGCCAUUGGGGUACAGUUCUUGUUGAUGCGCUUGCUGGCCUGGCUGCCAUCUCCAUCCCUGUAUGGUCUCAUCAUCGACUCCUCCUGUAUCCGGUGGAACUAUCUGUGCUCAGGGAGACGAGGGGCCUGUUCAUAUUACGACAACGAUGCCCUCCGAAACAGGUAUCUGGGCCUGCAGGUGGGCUACAAGGCCCUGGGCACACUGCUGCUCUUCUUCAUCAGCUGGAGAGUGAAGAAGAACAGGGAAUAUAGCCUGCAAGAGAAUGCCUCAGGCCUCAUCUGACCCUCAGUCAGGGCCAUUGCCCUGUCUCAGAGACUGGACCAUACCCCUCCACACCUGCCUCUAUUAGCUAAUGUUAACAUGCCCUUUCCUUUUCAUCCAUUCUCUCUCUCUCUCUUUCUCUCU
Messenger RNA from Onychomys torridus (southern grasshopper mouse), 2185 nucleotides. RefSeq names its product solute carrier organic anion transporter family member 2A1 (gene Slco2a1). Gene Ontology annotation, biological process: prostaglandin transport; sodium-independent organic anion transport; transmembrane transport. Gene Ontology annotation, molecular function: prostaglandin transmembrane transporter activity; protein binding. The transcript is spliced from 14 exons. Gene Ontology annotation, cellular component: membrane. Bases 128 to 2062 code for a protein of 644 amino acids. NCBI's taxonomy places the organism in Eukaryota, Metazoa, Chordata, Mammalia, Rodentia, Cricetidae. The record is from RefSeq and is a predicted model, not a curated record.